Blepharisma stoltei is the source of this 1482-nucleotide messenger RNA. The record is from the annotation of a GenBank genome assembly. Lineage: Eukaryota; Ciliophora; Heterotrichea; Heterotrichida; Blepharismidae.
AUGGCUAUUUUUGUCAAAUCUCAGCUUACUGCUAAUAUUCUUUAUAGUUCUUUCACAAAUUUAGAACUUGCUUUGAAAAUCUCUUCUUUGCUACUUCAAAAUUUUCAAGGUCAACUUGACCUUAAUGUAACUUAUAUAGAAACCUCCGAAGAUCUAAAGCUGGCUACAGAUGUUUCAAAUAUAGUUUUCGACCUUACUUAUAGCGCCUCUUUAUCUGAGCUUAUAAAAGAGCUAGCAGAAGAAAAACAUUUUAUUAUCGCUUCUAUUAUAGAAACUUCGAGCACAUACUCAGAGUGGGAAUUUUUUAUUCAUAAUUCUUUGAAGGAUCAGAUUGGAGCUUUGAUUUCAAUUGUUUCCUAUUUAAAUUGAGAAACAUUCAUUGUAGUUUCUGACCAAACUUAUAGCGAAGAUGACGGAUUUUUAAAUUAUUUUUCCAAUAAGAAUUAUCAAUGAUUUUAUUUCUCAAACAGCAAUGAUCAAAGCUUGGCAGAUUUAUUUAUUGGGAAAAUAGUUCAAGCUUCUGGGAUAAGAAAUAUUGUAAUUCUAAAUAGGGGGGAAAGUACAAAAUUAUUAUUAAAAAGUUUAGAAAAGAGCAAUUUGCUUUAUAUUGGGACUGGAGCCAUUAUAGGAAAUAAAGGGUUUUGGGGACUUUAUGGUAAUGGGGUUGUUAGUUACUGCGAAUCAGGACUAGAAUUAGCUGAUAGCUAUUAUAAUUAUGAAGGCUUAGCAUUUGUGAAAUUUUUAAAACAAAUUCUUAGUUUUAUUUCAAUAUAUGACUCUUUAGCCCUCAGAGAGUUUCUAACUCCUCUCUCUGUGAACGAACAAAACUAUUGGAAAAAUCCCUAUUUUUUGCUUAAAACCCAUCUUCUGUGAGCGAACAUAAAUUUUGUUAAUAAAAACAAUUUUUAUGAAAAAAACUUUGAUAUAUAAGUGGUAGUCAAUAUAAUGAAAUCUCUAGUUUAAUUUUGAACAGCUUGAGCUUUAAAACAUAAAUUUUACAUAUUUAAAUUAGUUUUUACUUCUCGAUCUUUACAAUUGGAUUUUUUUUUAUUUUGAAAGAAAAACUUACUGUAAAAUUUAUAUAUAAAUUAACCCCCUUCAUGAGCGAGCAAAAUUUCUCUUUGUUCACUGAUGGAGGGAGCAUUAAGUAAAAAUACAGAGGAUCAUCACCCACUGUCCAAUUUUACUCUAAUCAAUACCAAAAAUAGUGAAAAUCUUCUAGUAGGAAAUAUUUUUAAUGGAAUUUUGACAUUAGUAAAGCCUUUAGUAUAUCCAGGAAAUUCUUCAAAAAUUCCAAAUUCUCCUACUACAGAUAUUGCUAUAUGAAUCGCUGAUGGGACUUCAAAUCCAGGGAGUUUGUCUGAAAAUUCAACAUUAAAAUUUGUUUAUGGAGAGCUUUACGCUUUAGAACUGUGGGAAAAUAAGCAUUCAUUGGACAACUUUAAAAUAAAAGUAGUUGAUACCGACUGCGGAGUGUUUUAA